CGGGUGGACCGGGCCGGGCCGGAGAAGUUUUCGCUGCGGCUGCUGAGCGAGGGUGCGGGCCCCCGCAGGCGGUGCACGCCCGCUGCCAUGGCUUUCCGUAGGAGGACGAAAAGUUACCCGCUCUUCAGCCAGGAGUUCGUCAUCCACAACCAUGCAGACAUCGUCUUCUGCCUGGUGCUCUGCGUCCUCAUCGGGCUUAUGUUCGAGGUCACAGCCAAGACUGCCUUCCUAUUUAUUUUACCUCAGUAUAACAUUAGUGUGCCUACAGCAGACAGCGAGACAGUGCACUACCACUAUGGCCCAAAGGACCUAGUCACCAUCUUGUUCUACGUCUGCAUCACCAUCAUCUUGCAUGCUGUGGUUCAGGAGUACAUCUUAGACGUCAAACACAGCAAGUUCAAUGAAUCUGGACACCUGCUUGUCUUUCAUCUCAGCGCGGUGGCGUGGUGCUUCUACGUGAUUGUAACGGAAGGAUAUUUAACAAACCCAAGGAGCCUCUGGGAAGAUUACCCACAUGUGUACCUCUCCUUCCAGGUGAAGUUUUUCUACUUGGGUCAGCUGGCAUACUGGUUGCACUCGCUACCUGAACUCUACUUCCAGAAGGUACGGAAGGAAGAAAUCCCCCGCCAGCUGCAGUACAUUUGUCUGUACCUGCUUCACAUCACUGGGGCAUACCUCUUAAACCUGAGCCGCCUGGGGCUGGCCUUGCUACUGCUGCAGUACUCCACUGAGGCCCUCUUUCACAUGGCUCGGCUCUUCCACUUUGCAGACGAGAAUAACGAGAGGCUGUUUAAUGCCUGGGCUGCAGUGUUUGGAGUCACUCGUCUCUUCAUCCUCACCCUCGCUGUGCUGACCAUUGGCUUUGGAUUGGCUCGGGUGGAAAACCAAGUGUUUGACCCUGAGAAAGGGAACUUUAACACCUUGCCGUGCAGGCUCGGCAUGCUGCUGCUGGUAUGUGUCGCCCAGGCCUGGCUCAUGUGGCGCUUCAUCCACUCCCAGUUGCGGCACUGGCGGGAGUAUUGGAAGGAACAGGGUGCCAAGCGCAGAGUCUCUGCCGUCCCCAGGCUUCCAGCCAAGCUCCUCAAGAGAGAGCCUGGUUACCAUGAAAAUGGAGUGGUGAAGGCAGAGAACGGGACCUCCUCACGGACUAAGAAACUCAAGUCUCCCUAGCGCCACUGUGCUGAGAACAGGAAUCCCCUGGAUGAGGAAGCCCUGACCCCCAGCUCAGUCUCUCCACCCUCCUGCCCGUGCUCGUCUCCACCAGCAGCAGAAGCGUUGGCAUCACAGGGGGAGUCCUCUCUACCUUCUAGUCUUUCUCUUCUUUCAUAAACCAUUCUCAAUAAAGCCAAAAAUCUUAUACUCUUGCUCCCCUGAGCCGCCUCAUGGCCUCACCUCUGUCCUAUCUUGAGUUUUCUCAGA
This is a messenger RNA of Mus pahari (shrew mouse), 1419 nucleotides long. RefSeq names its product translocation associated membrane protein 2 (gene Tram2). Gene Ontology annotation, biological process: SRP-dependent cotranslational protein targeting to membrane, translocation; protein insertion into ER membrane. The record is from RefSeq and is a predicted model, not a curated record. The coding region runs from base 88 to 1170 and encodes 360 amino acids. The transcript is spliced from 11 exons. Gene Ontology annotation, cellular component: endoplasmic reticulum membrane. Lineage: Eukaryota; Metazoa; Chordata; Mammalia; Rodentia; Muridae.